Molecule: messenger RNA, 619 nt
Organism: Limulus polyphemus (Atlantic horseshoe crab)
Lineage: Eukaryota; Metazoa; Arthropoda; Merostomata; Xiphosura; Limulidae
Product: anoctamin-1-like
Exons: 5
Biological process (GO): chloride transmembrane transport
Cellular component (GO): plasma membrane
Molecular function (GO): chloride channel activity
Source: RefSeq, a predicted model, not a curated record
CUGUUUAACAGCUUUCUUUAGGCGGGACAUGGGAACUGAUGGAAUAUUCGGACUUGGGGCAGAGUAUACAGAUAACUGUGGAGACACUGGAAACAACAAUUGCAUGUCAUUGUUGUCUUUUCAACUGUUGACAUUGAUGAUCAUUAAACCUGUACCAAAAUUUUUCCAAGACAUUAUCAUACCGCUUUUAAAGAAGAUGUUUCGGAGAUGUCAAGGCACGAAGGUGGAUGACUUUUCUCCUUCUGAGGGUCAUUCUAGAAUGCAUUACUUGCUACGAGAAAUGCAGAAACCUAAUGCAGAAGACUUUCGUCUCAGUGAAUUUAAUGAAAAGAUAAUUCAAUAUGGAUACCUGAUGCUUUUUGCUGCUUCCUUUCCAUUAGCACCUCUCCUUGCACUAAUAAUCAACAUAAUCGACCUCCGGGUGGAUGGUAAAAGGUUAUUGUGGUGGAACAGGAGGCCAAUUCCUUUCCGUGAUAAUGACAUUGGUAUCUGGUUCCAUAUUCUGAGGUUUAUGAACGUCCUCGGGGUUAUAAGUAAUGCUUUCCUCAUUGCUUUUACAUCGGAAUUUGGCCAGUCUUUAACCCUAGCUCAGAAGUUUCUCUUUGUGAUCGGUUUUGAG